AUGACCAGUGACUGUGGCCCGACCCGAAAACGACCCUCUUCUCAAAAGGGACCAUCACCGCCCCGAGCCGCGAACAGACCGGUCGGAGGCGAGAAUUGGUCUUUUCAGGGCACAGUUCAGCUCCUCUGUGGAUGCGUCCCCAGAUCGCAGGAUUUCCAAGAAAUCGAGCCUGUCCCUUGUGCACUUGGGAAUAAUUCCCCAAGACAGCACUUCGGGAUUCCGGGUUAUCCUGAGGCUGCCCGGGACUUUUCCAGCUCUCCAGCCCCAGGUCUCCUGACAUUGUGUUUCAGGCUGCGGGCUAAGCCAGACGGUGUUUGCCUCCCGUUCUUUCCACCGAGGGAAGCGAACGCCACCCCCACCCGCCUUUGCCUCCGAGUCUCCCUCGCUGGCAGAAGGGAAGCCGACCUGGUCCCGGGAGGAAGAUGGCGCAGCGAAUUCGAAUUUUAGAACUGGAUCUUUGUCUCCUGGAUGCUCUUAGGAGACUCACCAAGCACCAACCCCUGAUAUUGCAACUGGACCCCUCGACCUGGAUGAAUGUAUUCUUUUCAGCAACCAUAUGCUCCCUCCUGUUACCAGGUAAGGUAAGAAGCAAUUCCUCUGCCUAGCAGCUCUGCUGGGUGAAAUAUCAGGAGAUCCCACUCAAGCUUUCUCUUGCAUGUAGCCUAUAUCCAACAUGGGAGCACAGGCUAAUCCUGCAGUUGGCUAGCCUCUUGUCCUCUGGAUAUCCUGGGAGUGAAUCCCAAUGAAGGAAUCUCCAGUGGUUUCCUGAAGCCCUUUGUGCUAGGCCUGAGGUGAGACAGAACUGCCCCAUCUUAUGCCCAGGAGACCUGGGAGGACUCACAGUGCACCACUAGCCUCAAAAAUUCUCUCUCCCUGUAGGCUGUGGUCUGAAUCUUUGUGUCUUCCUAAAAUUCAUAUGUUGAAAUCCUAACCCCCUAGGUGAUGAUAUUAGAAGGUGGGGCCUUUCAGGAGUUGACUAAAACAUGGGGGAAAAGCCCUCACAAAUGGAUUAGUUCCCUUAUAAAAUAGGUCCAAGGAAACUUGCUCACUUCUAACACCAUGUGAGGACACAGCGAGAAGGCACCAUCUAUAAGCCAGAAAGCAGUCCCUCACCAGACAUAGAUCUGCUGGCACCUUGAUCUUGGACUUCCCACCCUCCAGAACUGGGAGAAAUAAAUGUAUAUUGUUUAUAAGCAAUACAGUUUAUGGUAUUAUAUCAUAGCAGCCCAAACAGACAUUGUAUUUCCUCAGUGUUGGUUUAAGAGUUGUCUAAACCAGUUUCCCAUUAUUAUACUGUGGAUGUUUCUAGCUCUCAAUAUAGCAUUCCACCUCUUUUCUAUCUCUAGUGACUUAGUCAAAGCAUCUAGUUGAACACCCUGUUAUUUAAAGAAACCAGCAUUCACUGGCUGUUCCCAGUUUCAGGGACUCAGGUGGCUACAUAAUUUGUCCUGUGUCCUUGCACUUAGGAAAAGUACUGACAGCUCGUAAUUGGUUGUAUUUCUUGGGAUAUUUGCAUUUAAACUAGAAGUAAUGCUUUAUUUUCUUGGUAUAAUUUGUCUUACAUUUUUGAAAGUAAUAGCUAUUCAUUAAAUUACAUUUGAAAAUACAGGAAGAAAGAAAAAAUUGUCUAUAAUUCUACCACUCAUAUAAAACCACUAUUUACAUAUGUGUACUUUCCUCUAUUAACCUUUCAAAGCAUGUCUCAAUUUUAAUUGUAUUCACACAAAUACAAUUUUAUAUCAUACAUUUUACUUAUUAAUAUGCUAUUAGCAUCACCAAUGUCAACAUAAACUCCAUGUAAACAUCAAUUUAAUGGUUGCAAAGUAUUAUAUCAACUGGAUAUGCCAUGGCUUAUUUAAUCACUGUAUUUAUUGUUAAAUAUUUGCAUUGUUUACACUGUUUAGUAUUGAAAAUCAUGCUGCAAUAAAUAUCUUUGGAUAGA
This is a messenger RNA of Piliocolobus tephrosceles (Ugandan red Colobus), 1942 nucleotides long. RefSeq lists its product as uncharacterized. NCBI's taxonomy places the organism in Eukaryota, Metazoa, Chordata, Mammalia, Primates, Cercopithecidae. The record is from RefSeq and is a predicted model, not a curated record.